AUGGCCGCCCCUACUUCUCGCCCGUCGUCACCUCUCCUUCCAGCCUUUGGCAUCCGCGACCUCAACAGUCCGCCAUCCUCCCUGGGUCUGGUUCAGAUCAGCCGCCGUCAGUACGACAACACAAUCCAGAGCCAGCCUGACGCCACACUGACAUAUAUCGACCUCGACGAUGGAGAAAUCAUCACCGUCGGAAGCUCAUACGAGUUGUCUCAACGUCUCGAAGAGCCGGUAGCAUCCUCAACCUACAGGGGUCGCUCUCCCGUGUCGACGUGGCGUCCCUUGCCCAACGCAGUCGAGGACAAACAAAACAAGAUACACAUUUUCGACAUACGACGCACGAGUGGAAGCUUGGCCGUAUGGAGAGACCACGAAGCAUACUCCAGCAAGAGCCUGAGAAAGAAAGAUGCCUCAUCGCCGACAGUGUCGAGGAGCACAAGCCCUUCUGCCUCUGAACCCCAGCCUCCGGUCAGCACAUCCAGUAUCCAGCCUCUUCAGACGGAGGACGACCUGACUGCAGCUCUUGCAGACCUACGUAUCAAUCACGAGCCAAGUGCGAGCUGCGCUUCCUCCGAAACCCCGAAACUCCACCAGACACAAGGUGAACCCGCACCUGAACUGGACAAUGCCCUUAACGCUGUCUUCACCGGCCUCGAGUCUCAUCUUGGCCCUUUAGCUGACAUCCUCGAGGCCACAGCGAGCGGACUACGGAAGAUCGCAGAAAAGACGCGUGAAGCGGACUCUACCCCGGUGGAGAACGUCCUGAAUGGCUUCCACAGCAUUGUAACAGAAAUUGGCCAACUCGGCAAAGAGUUUCUGGCGACACUUGAUGAAGAGCUGGAGAAAAACAGAACCAAGAAGUCCAUUGACGAUCCAUCUGAGGCAGAAAGACAGCAACUACCGCCCAGGCCUUCGUCCCGGCAUGGAACCCUCAGCCCAAGGCCAGACCCGCAGGCUGAUAAUGAAUCUGUGGCGAAGAAAGUCAGCUUUGUUGACACGGCACCAGCUGUACCUCCUCCUUCCAAACCUGAGGUUGCUCCCCCCGAGCUCGUGAAUCAAGAAGAGCCUGGCAUGGUAACACGAACAUUCACGCUGCCACCAGUGCCCAUGCCAUUUGCAACUCUUGGCAGAGGUCUCAGGCAGAAGUGUGUCGUCGAACUGCCGCCGCCAUGUCCCAGGCCAUCUCUUAUGACCACGUUCGCACCUUCUGCUCGCCACGAUACUGCGAAGGACUCCAUUAUUGACUCGCAACCCUCCGAUUCUGAUGUCUUGACCCGUUAUCCACCCCUGCCGUCUCUCCGCAAGGCUGCUAGUGUGAGUGGGCUGCGAGCUCGACCUGAAGCUACGAGCCGGUAUCAACCUCGCCUGAGUACAACCUCGGCUUUGUCUCGUUAUCCUAGCAUCGGCCAAUUCGAACAGCAAUCCCGAAUGAGCUCCCGAAGUGGGCCGAGCACGAAGCCCAGAGACACCUCGGACUCUGAAAUGGACUGGACCUUUCCGCCGCGGAUACCUAAGAAAAGAGAUGAUUACAAAAAGCCGACUGCGGAAGAUGCGGAUGACGAUGACGUCGUCGUCGCUGAACCACCAGCUAUAACAGCAGCGAAGAGCACAAAUCCAAUCCCGCAGGUGAAAGACUAUUUUGCAAAAGUUGAUGGAGUAUCUGCAGAACACCAAGACGCCCCCAAGAGCAGACCGGCCAGCUGGUACCCGCCACCACCCCCUGGUGCUUGGCCUGAGCAAAAGAUGGAUAAUCGGUCUGCGCCAACAGCCGAUGGCGACAAGCCUUCCACAGCUGGUGGCUCGGAAGUGGUGGCGUCGACUCAGGAACAGAUCUCCAGUGGUCUCUCCUCUCGCAUUAGCAGCCCAGUUAGCGAGACCUACAACCGUGCACCUAUCUUUCCGAAGAAAUCACAGACCGUCAGUGGUACUAACCCGGCCGCGAGGCUCAAUGGGCCAUUCGAUCCUCUUGCGCAUAUCCCCGUCCUCCAACCCAGACCCCUGCGCUCGCAGCCUGAUCUGUCAGUGCCUAAGCUACCCUCGAUGAGCGCGAGAUACAAGCCCUCUGCCUUCCCUGACGCUUUCCCGCGCCGCAGUCAAACUGUUCACUACACCGACCGUUACAGGCCUCGACAUGGACCUUACGAAUACACCCGGCCCAAUCUGUGGGAGAACCAUGUCCAGGUCAAUCACAGCACUAGUACCCUCCCCACAGCAUUGUCACGCCCACGGCCUUGGUCGUUCUAUCCUGAAGCAACCCAGCCAUCCCAAGGACCACCAUUUCGCGGUCCAGCCCAUCCUGAAACCAAACUCCCCACUUUUCCUGCCAUCCGACCGGUCCAGUCCAUGAGUGGGCUUCGGCCAGAAGCAGGGAAGAACCCGCAGCCUUUUACCUCUCGAUAUGCACCUCCGGCCGCAUCACCACCACAACAGGUUCCAACUCCUACUCAAAUGCAUCCUGCCAACGCGGUCCCGCUGCCCCCACCUAAGCCCAUCUCUCACCCGAUCCCGGCUGCAUCACCUGGGGCGUGGGGGUCUACAGUCACCAGCCCCAGCCGCUCGUCCUCUAUCCGUUCUCCGGGUCCACCGGCAUUUAUACAACGACAUGGCCGCUCUGGCACCUCUCCACAAACACCUCCCGCAAGCAAGGCCGUCGACGAGUGCGUCAGGCAACUCAAAGCUAUGGGCUUCGGUAGCGACCCACAUGAGCUGGCUCGCUUGAAUGUCUAUGCCGGCGCUGCAGCAGGAGAUGUUGAAGCGGCAAUCGAAAUGAUCGAGGAAGAUCGUGAGGCUGCGCGAGCCCUCGAGACGAGCAGCCAGGUCGGCCAAGCCAGAAGCGUCAGGGAUGUAGGGAGGGACUUUGACGCGGGCGAGAACCCCUGGGAGGACUAA
Messenger RNA from Cladophialophora carrionii CBS 160.54, 2886 nucleotides. RefSeq lists its product as uncharacterized. The record is from RefSeq and is a predicted model, not a curated record. Bases 1 to 2886 code for a protein of 961 amino acids. The transcript has a single exon. Lineage: Eukaryota; Fungi; Ascomycota; Eurotiomycetes; Chaetothyriales; Herpotrichiellaceae.